Acomys russatus (golden spiny mouse) is the source of this 1058-nucleotide messenger RNA. It is a transcript of the gene Bdkrb1, whose product is annotated as bradykinin receptor B1. The transcript has a single exon. NCBI's taxonomy places the organism in Eukaryota, Metazoa, Chordata, Mammalia, Rodentia, Muridae. The record is from RefSeq and is a predicted model, not a curated record. Gene Ontology annotation, molecular function: bradykinin receptor activity. Bases 24 to 1019 code for a protein of 331 amino acids. Gene Ontology annotation, cellular component: membrane. Gene Ontology annotation, biological process: neutrophil chemotaxis; G protein-coupled receptor signaling pathway; inflammatory response.
CCGUCAAUUUCAGGUCGCUGUGGAUGGCGCUCCAGGCCUUGUUGGAGCUGAAGCCCUCUAACCAAAGCCACCAGGGCCCUCUCAACGUCACCUCCUGCGAGGGAGCUCCAGAAGCCUGGGAUCUGCUGUACAGAGUGCUGCCAGGGUUUGUCAUCACCAUUUGUUUCUUUGGCCUCCUGGGGAACCUUUUAGUCUUGUCCUUCUUUCUUCUGCCUUGGCGGCGACGGCGACAGCGCUUAACCAUAGCAGAAAUCUACCUGGCCAACUUGGCAGCUUCUGAUCUGGUGUUCGUCCUGGGCCUGCCCUUCUGGGCGGAGAACAUUGGAAACCAUUUCAACUGGCCCUUUGGCACUGACCUCUGCCGGGUGGUCAGUGGGGUCAUCAAGGCCAACCUAUUCAUCAGCAUCUUCCUGGUGGUGGCCAUCAGUCAGGACCGCUACAGGUUGCUGGUAUAUCCCAUGACCAGCUGGGGGUACCGGCGGCGACGGCAAGCUCAGGCCACCUGCCUGCUCAUCUGGCUGGCGGGGGCCCUAUUGAGCAUUCCCACGUUCCUUCUGCGCUCUGUCAAAGUCAUCCCCGACCUGAACAUCUCUGCCUGCAUCCUGCGCUUUCCCCACGAGGCUUGGCACUUUGCCAGGAUGGUGGAGUUGAACAUUCUGGGUUUCCUCCUCCCACUGGCUGCCAUCAUCUUCUUCAACUAUCAUAUCCUUGCUUCCCUGAGAGGGCAGAAGGAGGCCAGCAGGACCAGGUGUGGGGGUCCCAAGGGCAGCAAGACCACCGGGCUGAUCCUCACACUGGUGGCGUCCUUCCUGGUCUGCUGGGCCCCUUACCACUUCUUCGCCUUCCUGGAUUUUCUGGUCCAGGUGAGAGUGAUCGAGGACUGCACCUGGAAGGAGCUCACGGACCUGGGCCUGCAGCUGGCCAGCUUCUUUGCUUUCAUCAACAGCUGCCUGAACCCACUGAUUUACGUCUUUGUGGGCCGGCUUUUAAAGACCAGGGUCUGGGAACUUUCUAAAUGAUGCAGCAGCCCUAGACGUCUCAUUCCCGCAUCCCCCAAG